AUGAUACCUGAGUCUGUUAGAUUUGUGGUUUCCACUUUAUCUUGGACUUUAAGAGCAGGUUGUUUGGCUCAUUUAAUACAUGAGAAUGUAUACGAAUUCACAGAGACAAGAGGCGAGUCUAUGCUCCCCACAGUUCAGAAUCAACACGAUUAUGUUCAUGCAUUUAAGAAAUAUAAAUAUGGAAGAGGGUUGGAAAUGGGGGACUGUGUUGUUGCCAUGAAACCAAGUGAUCCAACGCAUCGAAUAUGCAAAAGAAUAACUGGUAUGCCCGGUGACAUAGUUCUAGUUGACCCAACGUCAUCCUCCGAAUUAACCAAUUCACCAACUGAAGCAUUACAGCAUGACGGAUUCAAUAAAUUCAUACGAAUACCACAGGGCCAUGUUUGGUGUACUGGUGAUAAUCUUUGUCACUCCUUAGAUUCGCGAUCCUAUGGAGUAUUGCCAAUGGGGUUGAUUACGGGGAAAAUUGUUGCCGCGAAUUCGAUGAAUGAAGGAAUAAGAGGAUUUUUCAAUUUCCGAUGGAUAAUAAACACCUUCUAUGUUGAGGAAUGA
This is a messenger RNA of Lodderomyces oxycetoniae, 552 nucleotides long. It is a transcript of the gene IMP1, whose product is annotated as endopeptidase catalytic subunit. The record is from RefSeq and is a predicted model, not a curated record. Gene Ontology annotation, molecular function: serine-type endopeptidase activity. Gene Ontology annotation, cellular component: membrane; mitochondrial inner membrane peptidase complex. Bases 1 to 552 code for a protein of 183 amino acids. Lineage: Eukaryota; Fungi; Ascomycota; Pichiomycetes; Serinales; Debaryomycetaceae. The transcript has a single exon.